Diabrotica virgifera virgifera (western corn rootworm) is the source of this 3217-nucleotide messenger RNA. It is a transcript of the gene Smurf, whose product is annotated as E3 ubiquitin-protein ligase SMURF2. NCBI's taxonomy places the organism in Eukaryota, Metazoa, Arthropoda, Insecta, Coleoptera, Chrysomelidae. The record is from RefSeq and is a predicted model, not a curated record. Bases 79 to 2934 code for a protein of 951 amino acids. The transcript is spliced from 12 exons. Gene Ontology annotation, biological process: negative regulation of BMP signaling pathway; ubiquitin-dependent protein catabolic process. Gene Ontology annotation, molecular function: ubiquitin protein ligase activity; protein binding.
AAUGUAAUUAAAAUAUCAACAUGGCGUUAAAAAGUUAACGUGUAGUGAUAUGAGGACAAUAAAAAUAGUUUAUUAAUAAUGUCCAACGCACCAUCAAAUCGCCGUAAUGGUGCACAAAAAAUUAGAUUAACAAUUUUAUGUGCUAGAAACUUAGUCAGGAAGGAUUUAUUUCGUCUCCCCGAUCCCUUUGCAAAGAUAUCUGUCGAUGGCAGUGGACAGUGCCACUCUACGGAGACUGUAAAGAAUACAUUAGAUCCAAAAUGGAAUUCUCAUUAUGAUUUGUAUAUAAGUAAAAAUGAUAGUAUCACAAUUUCAGUUUGGAAUCACCGCAAAGUUCAUAAAAAGCAAGGCAGUGGUUUUCUAGGAUGUGUUCGUAUAGUUAAUAAUUUAAUACAAAGGCUUAAAGAUACUGGAUAUCAAUGUCUGGAUCUCGGAAAAGCAAAUGCAGAAGAUGAACCAGUGAAAGGCCAAAUAAUCAUAUCGUUACUUUCCAGAGAUGGACCUUGUGGGGGAACCCCACUGGCAAUUGUGGGUCCUCUAGGCGAUCUUAGAGGACCCACAGACCAUGAAAAUUCUAAUUCUAAUACUACAGCAGAGCUGCCACCUGGUUGGGAAGAGAGGAGAACUCCAACCGGCCGUUUAUACUAUGUCAACCACAUCACAAAGUCGACACAAUGGAUUCGACCACAAAGCAAUGGAAAAUUGAGAACAAACAGGCCUAGAAUAAACAACAAUAAUUCAAAUGUUAAUGUCGAUAAUAAUAAUGUGGAAACUAAUAGAAAUGUUGAACUAGUAAAUAACAACUCACCGACAACUAGUACACCCACAAUAACAACAACUACCACUAUAGAUACAUUACAAUCACCAGUGACACCGUGCUCGAGCACCUCUCCCGUCGUUAGCCCCCAGAAAGAACAAGCACCGCCAUUGAGGGCGAUACCUACCACAUCAGCAGCUACUCCCUCGCAACUAAGUUUCCCAACAGUUUCUCCUACAUCUACAGCUGUAGUACCGGCGCCUAAUAAUAUUAGCUGUAAUGCACCGGCAGUACCUGUCACAACGAGUAACACGCUGGUAACUGUGACAAAUAAUGGAGGGGGUGUAGUUGGUAGUCCUCAACAGAGGGUCACAACGAGGGAAAGGAGGCCAAGGCCUAGUAACGAAGGGGAGAGAAGGGACGGAAGCAGCAGGAGAAGACAAGGUAGAAAUAGGAAUUCAAUUAAUGUAGUUGCAUCACCUAGUAAUACUAAUCAAAAUGGGGCUGUGGCUGGGGUAAAGAUGGAUUUGCCUCCAGGUUAUGAAUUACGAACAACUCAACAAGGACAAGUUUACUUUUUUCAUAUACCAACGGGUGUAUCCACGUGGCAUGAUCCUCGAAUACCCAAAGAUUUAACACCACUUAGUCUCGAUUUGGAUCAUUUAGGACCUUUACCGCCAGGUUGGGAAAUGAGACAAACCAGUUCCGGGCGGAUAUAUUUCGUCGAUCACAACAAGCGUACAACUCAAUUUACCGAUCCUAGAUUAAAUUCUCAAAUUUUGAGCAACAUUAUUAGGAGGAAUGGGUGUAAUCCACCUGGUCAGCCCGUCACAAGUACGUGUUUAACAGUUACACCUACCACCACUACAGCCACAGCCACUGUUAGUACCACUGAACCAGACGGACAGUCAUCUUCACAUCACUCAAAUCCAGACCCAGUGUCCCCCAGAAUAAGGCCAGAACAGAUUAGGAACGAAGAUCUACCUCAGAGCCUUCUGAACGAGUCGGAACACCUACCAAAGUAUAGGCGAGAUCUCGUGGCCAAGCUGAAAGUUCUGAGAGCAGAACUAAAUGCUCUACAACCACAAAGUGGACAUUGUCGACUGGAAGUGUCAAGAAAUGAAGUUUUCGAGGAGAGUUACAGACUUAUUAUGAAAAUGCGCCCAAAAGACAUGCGCAAAAGAUUGAUGGUAAAAUUCCGCGGCGAAGAAGGCCUAGACUAUGGUGGCGUUGCAAGAGAGUGGCUACAUCUCUUAUCGCGCGAAAUGUUGAAUCCUCAAUACGGCCUUUUCCAAUACAGCAGGGACGAUCACUACACGUUACAAAUCAAUCCAGAUUCAUCGGUUAAUCCCGAGCAUCUUUCAUACUUUCAUUUCGUGGGAAGGAUAUUGGGAAUAGCGGUGUUUCAUAACCAUCAGUUGGAAGGGGGUUUCACCCUGCCGUUUUAUAAGCAGCUAUUGAACAAACCGAUUACGCUUCAAGAUAUUGAAGGGGUAGAUCCUGAAUUGCACCGAAGUCUCACCUGGAUGUUAGAAAAUAACAUCGACGGUGUGCUAGACACGACCUUCUCCGUUGAGAACAACAGCUUUGGCAUAGUCAAAGUUCACGAACUUAAACCUGGAGGAGCAUCGAUAGCGGUGACGGAAGAAAAUAAAAGGGAAUACGUAAAGUUGUACGUAAAUUAUCGAUUUAUGAGAGGCAUUGAACAACAGUUCCUAGCGUUACAAAAGGGUUUCUCAGAACUCAUUCCGUCGACAUCUUUGAGGCCAUUUGACGAACGGGAGCUGGAACUUGUGAUUAGUGGAAUCGGAUCCAUAGAUAUUGCUGACUGGCGUGCGCACACAAGACUAAAACAUUGCACGCCUGAGACCCCAGUAGUCCAGUGGUUCUGGCAAGCAGUUGACUCUUAUUCUGAAGAAAUGAGGGCGCGCCUCCUUCAGUUUGUGACUGGAAGUUCUAGGGUGCCUCUUCAAGGCUUCAAAGCCUUGCAGGGUAGUACGGGAGCGGCGGGACCUAGGCUUUUCACCAUACACUGCGUGGACGUACCCCCGCAACAUCUGCCCAAAGCACACACCUGUUUUAAUAGAAUAGACAUACCGCCGUACGAGUCGUACCAAUUGUUAUUAGAUAAACUUACUCAGGCUGUUGAAGAGACUUGUGGAUUUGCGGUAGAGUGAGAAUGAACUGUUAACCAAUUAACGUAACUGUGGUAGUUGAGGAGCUCAUUUGGAAGACUGUCAAAGUGCCUUUUAAGUUUUCACCUUCUUAUUCUAUUUCACAAGUGCCUAAUACGCUAGUCAUCUUACAUCUCACGAGCACCAUAUCUCUUAGACGGAAGUAUCAUAGAGCCUAUGCUAAAAAUAUACUUUUCUCUGAGUACACUAGAUAGUGACCAUUCAAAACUUGAUUUUAAUAUGUAAUAUACGUUGUGCAAUAAUAAAAUGAGAAAUACGAGAGCUU